AUGGAUCGCAUCUUGCAGAUCUUCCAGAAUGACCUCACCUGCUCCAUCUGCAGGAACUACUUCAUAGACCCCAUCACCACAGACUGUGGGCACAGCUUUUGCAGGACCUGUCUCUACCACAACUGGCCAAACAUGUCAGUUCUUUCUCACUGCUCUGAAUGCCAGAAAGCAAUCCAGCAGACAGACUUUCACACAAAUGUCCGUCUCAAUCAAAUGGUUCUCACUGUCAAACAAGGCAGUCUGUGGCAUUCUCUCUGGUCUACAGAGAAUAGGUGUAGGAUACACAUGGAGGCAAAGCAGAUCUUCUGUGAGGACCAGAGGAGCUUGCUCUGUAUAAACUGCUCUAUCUCCCAGGAGCAUGGGGCUCACAGACACUGUUCAAUAGGAGAGGCGGCUGAGCAACACAGGGAGAAACUCCUCGAGACAAUGUGCUCUUUAUGGGAGAAAUGUUGUGAAAAUUACAGAAACCUGAUUGUGGAAAUUGUCACAACCAAAUCUUGGGUGAUUUAUGUGACCUCACAGGGGGAAGCGAUCAGAGCUACAUAUGAUGAGUUGGCUCCAAUUGAAUCUCUGGAAAAGCAUAAUCAUUUAGAGAGACUGCAAAGGGAAGGCAAGGAGAUUUUUGACCAACUCAGGGACAGUGAAGUCAGCAUGACAAACAAGAGGGAGCUUUUAAGAGGAAUGUAUGCAGAGCUGAAGGAAAUGUACUAUAAACCAGAUGUACAGCUGCUCCUGGAUUUUGGAGACAUAUUGAACAGGAGUGAGGCAGUGUGUGAGCACAUGCCCCAGCCUGUGAAAGCAGAGCUCACUGCAGUGACCAUCUCAGGGAUGAUGACAAGGUUCAACUUUUUCAAAGAGAUUUUCAGUUUGCAUCUUGGAAAAACUCGCGCUCAUGACUUCCUACAAGGAGAUUUGAUAAGCCUGGGUAUUGGAUGUGGUAUUCAAGGUGUACCAUUUAUCUUUCCACAAUCUGAGUGUUUUCUUUACUGGGGUGAUAUUUUUUUUACCCAUGGGCAACAUUACUGGGAGUUACAAAUGAGAGAUACUUGGAAUUGGGCUUUAGGAGUCUGCUGUGAAGAUUGGGUAGAGGGUAAUAGAAACCUCCAGAAGGCAUUCUAUGUUCUUGGCUGUGCUAAAAACGACAUGCACCACAGUGUCUUCACCACCUCCCCACCUGUACUGCAAUAUGUGCCCAAACCUACUGGCUUGGUUGGGGUAUUCCUGGAUUAUGAAGGUGAAAGUGUGACCUUUGUAAAUCCAGAGGAAAGUUCCCUUAUAUGUAGAAUCUCCUCUUGCUCUUUCUCUCCCCAUCUCAGGCCUAUCUUUUGCUGUUGUCACUCCCGACUAGAAAUACAUUAG
Messenger RNA from Pipistrellus nathusii (Nathusius's pipistrelle), 1359 nucleotides. The record is from the annotation of a GenBank genome assembly. Lineage: Eukaryota; Metazoa; Chordata; Mammalia; Chiroptera; Vespertilionidae.